Messenger RNA from Andrographis paniculata, 2058 nucleotides. RefSeq names its product endo-1,4-beta-xylanase 5-like. Lineage: Eukaryota; Viridiplantae; Streptophyta; Magnoliopsida; Lamiales; Acanthaceae. Gene Ontology annotation, biological process: carbohydrate metabolic process. Gene Ontology annotation, molecular function: hydrolase activity, hydrolyzing O-glycosyl compounds. The transcript is spliced from 6 exons. The record is from RefSeq and is a predicted model, not a curated record. The coding region runs from base 64 to 1905 and encodes 613 amino acids.
UAACAGAUGAUUGACCCGUUAGCAUGUCAUGUGUUUUAAUUUAGCCAUCUUAAUUUAUAUUUUAUGCAUUCAUGUGACAAUUGUGAUGCAUCAAUCAGCUACUUAAUAAAGACCCGUAAGUUUUGGAUCUUGCUAUAUCCUGUGGGGGGGGGGUUGGUUAACAAUAUAAUUGCAGAAUCACAUUUCUCUGCAAAUAGCAGUAGCAAUAGCAGUAGAAUGAAGAACAAGUACUACCACCUGUUCAUUGUAUUCUUGGGACUCUGCCAUUAUUUUCUUUCAGUGAGUGCUUAUCCUUCUUUACAUGAAGAUGACGACAGACUCAUGUAUGAUUACUCUGCUUAUACUGAGUGCAAAUCAUGGCCAGAAGAUCCACUAUACAAUGGCGGUAUCAUCAAGGAAUUUCAGAUUUUGGGGUCUUGGAGCAAAAAUCAAUCCAGAAUCCCAGUAAAUUCCCCUGCAUUUGUUUUAAAAAAUCUCACCGGCAACACAAUCUACUGUUUUUCCAGUUGGGUUAGAAUAAAAGGCGCAGCUUCGGCAGUGAUACAAGCCAGCUUGACAUCAGAUAACACGACGUUCACUUGCAUGGGGACUGUUACAGCCAGGAGAGGUUGCUGGUCCUUUCUUAAGGGUGGCUUUGUUCUUGAUUCGCCUUUAACCGGCGAUACCUACAUAUAUUUCAAGAAUUCAGAUGGGAAAAACUUAAAUGUGUCCAUCUCUGGUGGAUCUCUACAGCCAUUCACCCCUCAGCAAUGGAAAGCAAACCAACAAAGCCUGAUAAACACCGAAAGAAAACGUGAAGUCACGCUGCAUGUAUCUGAUGAAGAUGGAAACAGGCUACCAGGAGCUACAGUUAUUGUGGAGCAAGUUUCCAAGGAUUUCCCAUUCGGAUCUGCCAUAGCAGACACAAUAUUAGGAAAUGAACCGUACCAGAAAUGGUUUGUCGAGAGAUUCAAUGCGGCAGUGUUCGAAAAUGAACUGAAAUGGUACGCAACAGAAGGCAAACCUGGACAGGUCAACUACACAAUUCCAGAUCAAAUGUUAGCGUUUGUUCGGAGGAAUCAGAUGGUUGCGCGGGGGCACAACAUUUUCUGGGAGAACCCCAGAUUCAAUCCUUCAUGGGUUCGUAACCUGACAGCUACCCAGCUGAAAUCUGCUGUCAAUUCCAGGAUCGAAAGCUUGAUGACUAAUUACAGAAAUGAAUUCAUCCACUGGGACGUCGACAACGAAAUGCUCCACUUCGAUUUCUACGAGGACAAGCUUGGUCCCAACGCCAGUUUAGAAUUUUUCCUGACAGCCCAGAAAUCAGAUCCCUCGGCUCGGCUGUUCAUGAAUGAAUACAACGUCCUGGAGACUUGUGAUGACAUGAGGUCUACAGUGGAUCAGUACGUCUCAAGAUUGAAAGAACUUGAAGCCGGUGGCGUGACGAUGGAUGGGAUUGGACUGCAAGCACACUUCACAGUACCAAACCCUCCAUUAAUUAGGGCAAUGCUGGAUAAAUUGGGGACACUGAAGCUUCCCAUCUGGCUGACUGAAUUGGACAUCCAAAACACCUUCGAUCAGGAGACGCAGGCCAAAUACCUGGAAGUGGCGCUGAGGGAAGGUUUCUCGCACCCGUCGGUCAAUGGGAUCAUGCUUUGGACAGCAUUGCAUCCCCAAGGAUGCUACAGGAUGUGUCUGACGGAUAACAAUUUCCACAAUCUUCCAGCAGGUGAUGUGGUGGACUCGCUGCUGAAAGAAUGGCGUACUGGGACACUAGAGAGGGGAACAGAUGAACACGGCGUCGUUUACUUUUCAGGUUACUUAGGAGAACACAGAGUCACCGCCAGCUAUGCCAACAGAACCACUAUUUCAACCUUCUCUUUGUCCCCAGACGAUGAAACCAAACACUGGAACAUCCAUCUCUAAUUUCUAUUGUUGAACGCAUGCAAAUGUUUGACUUUGACUUUAACUUUGAUGAUGUACCCUAAUUAAAGUCCACUAACAAGUAACAACCCAUGCGGUACAAACUUGAUCGUCGUGUCAUGUCUUGAUGGAAUUGGAAUCCCACUAUUAUCGUCG